Molecule: messenger RNA, 2274 nt
Organism: Rhagoletis pomonella (apple maggot)
Lineage: Eukaryota; Metazoa; Arthropoda; Insecta; Diptera; Tephritidae
Exons: 5
Coding region: 81-1967 (628 amino acids)
Biological process (GO): mitotic cell cycle; microtubule nucleation
Cellular component (GO): centriole; ciliary basal body; spindle pole
Molecular function (GO): gamma-tubulin binding
Source: RefSeq, a predicted model, not a curated record
UUCUAAGCGGUGCUUUUGCAAUUGAGUUUUUCUUAUUAGUUGUAUUAUUUAUAGAAAAAUUUAAUAUAAAUUCUUUGGAAAUGUAUCUAAUUUCAACGGGGAAGACAACUGUACUCUCUGACUUCAGUAAUUUAGAAACAAAAUCAAUUUACCAGCACGCAAAUGGCGAAACCACCGAUUUUCAAUUCUAUGCACGGCAACGCAUCUUCCUGGAAGUGAACAAAAAGUCUGGCUUGGAAAUAAUGCGGAUCAAAGAUAAAGGAGAUCACAAUUUAGAAAUUCAGCGUGUGCGCAAAUUGAAUAUUGGAAAUGUUUACUGUGUCGCCUGCGCAAAGCAGUCGCUCGAGGAAAUGGCAUUCGGUGGUGUAAAUGGCCAAGUUAGUCUAUACAAUUAUAAAAACACUGAACUCUUGCAUCGUUUUAAACCGGAAAAUAAUCGUAAUAGUGUGCUGUAUUUGGACUACAAUGGAACAGAUGAGUAUAUAGCUUCGGUAUUCGAAAGUGGUCAAAUCAACGUUUAUGGCACUAAAACGAAAACAAAAGUAGAUAGCGUAAAUAUUGAUGGAAACUCCACUCUGGCACGUUUUCAUCCAAGCAAGCGUUUCCAGCUAUCAGUAGCAUCUUUCAAGGGUGCCGUUACCGUCUACGAUCUGCAAACCAAACGGAAGAUAUUCAAUCUGAGCGAUGCUCAUGCCUCACCUUGUCGCGAUCUAUGCAUGUCUCCUGCAACGCCUGAUACACUAAUAAGCGUGGGGUAUGAUUGUAUUGUUAAUGUCUUCGACACACGUCGUAGAACGCCGCAAAUCAAACUAAAUCAUCCGCAUCCAUUGUCUACCGUUGCAAUGAGUAGUUGUGGUACAUACAUUUGCGUGGGAAAUUUGAAAGGCGAGUUGAUUUCUUAUGAUAUACGUAGUGUGAAAAAAUGUUUAGCCACCAAAAAAGUGCACGAUUGCUCUAUUACACGUUUAUCAUUUGUGCCACUACCUGAGGAAGAUAAUAAUACAACACCAAGUUUUACCAGCACCACCGCCAAUAGUACAGAUAAUACAUCCGAAAUUCUUGAAGAUCAGCAGAAGUCAAUGGCGAACAUGCGCCAACGCGAUUCUUUUUGUGAUUUUCUAGAUUUUCAAGCAAACAAAUUGGACCGGAAAUCUGCACGUUUUACAAUGGGGCGUGACAGCUUCGAUUGGGAUACACUUGGACGUAAGCCAAACUCGGAAGAUAAUCGCACAAAUGUAUCGAAACUAAACGGCAGCAAUGAAAGUGUCAACAACUCGAGUAGUAACACCACUGAUGGGAAAUUGAAUUUAAGUUUUGAUUAUGUAAACACACGGCGUGCUAAGGUAGUCGAAGAAGGAAAACGGCAAUUUUCUACGCUGCCGACGGCACCACUCCGUGAUCGUAAUAGCAUAUCGAAAGUUGUAACCAAUUUAAAACAAAUCGAUGAGGAAGAAUCAGCAAAUUCCGCACACUCAACGCAACAAAUAGAGUUGGAUUGUGAUAGUGAUAAAGAAAAUCCCAGUAAUAUAGAUGUAGAAUUCGAUUCAGCUGCGCAACCGCAUACACCAGUAAAUGCAUGCAAUAGCACACCCAAUCGCACGCCGGCAAGCACACAAAAUUUUACAGAAAGCAAGAAAUUGUCGGAAAAUUUUAAUUCGCAAGUUGCAAAUACACCUGUGCCGCCACAAGCAGGGAUUCUACAGGAAAUCGCCGAUUUGCGUAUGGAAAUGAACUCACGUUUUAAGCAAUUAGAAUCGGAAUUAAAAUUUAACGCCGAGCAAAACAAAUGGCAAAUUUUUACGCAAACAGCUGAUAUAUGGGCGCGCCAAAUGAAUACCACCGAAGAUAUACGUGAUGCGCUGAGCUAUCUUUUGCAAACCGAUCCUUUUGUAAAUGAGUUUUUACGCCUGAAAGACGAGAAUGAGUUAUUAAAGGCACAACUACAGCAAUUAAUGGCACAAAAAUAGGUAAAACCUACUCAUGUAUGUAUUUUAUUAGAUAUCUAUUGUAGCACUGUUUUGUUUUCCCAUUGAUAUAUUAAAAAAGUUUUAGUAAUUAAUCUUUAUUAUUUGUAGUUGAUUGUGAAAUUGUACUGAAUAGAAAUGUAUUAAAUUAAAAUUUAUUUCAUUUAUUUAAUGCAUAAUUGUGACAAAAGACUUUAUGCUGCCAAACAAAAAUUAUACUUUUAUGUACUGAUAGGAAUAAAAGGACUAAAUAAGUGUGCUUUAUUAUGGCAGAUAUUAUACAUAUUUGCCAGGGAAUAAAAAAAAAUAU